UUAAGCCUAUAGAUUUCGUGGAGACACUAAGUAUUUGGAUCUUAUGAAAUUGACGGUUUACGCGCACUGCACCGGAUCAAGCGCAUUUACGCAGUGCUCGUAUUGUUUAGUCGUUUAUUGAGGCUUCUUAUUGAUGGUUUUUUCCUGGGUCACUCCAUUAGGAGUGUGCGAUUCAGCAGCGCGUCAUGGAUUACAGUAACCUGAUGGCGCCUCCGGUGCCGCCACACAAACCCAUGUCCCCCCGGCCUGCGCACUGCCAGGGGCGCCUGUUAAAGUGCGUGUUUCUCGGGGAUGGAGCUGUGGGGAAAACCAGCCUGAUUGUCAGCUACACAACCAAUGGAUAUCCGACAAAAUACGUCCCGACAGCGUUUGACGAUUUCUCAGCGGUCGUACAGGUGGAUGAACAACCAGUGAGACUGCAGCUUUGUGACACUGCAGGACAGGACGAAUUCGAUAAGUUGCGUCACUUCUGCUACACGCGGACUGACGUUCUCCUCCUGUGCUUCAGCGUUGUCAGCCCCACUUCCUUCCAGAACAUUGGUGAAAAAUGGGUGCCGGAGAUCCGACGCCGUUGUCCACUCACACCUGUGUUACUGGUGGGCACCCAGUGCGACCUACGGCAAGACGUCAAAGUCCUCAUCGAACUGGCACGGCGCAGAGAGCGACCCGUCCUGGAAGAGGACGCCCGCACCCUGGCAGACAAAAUAGGAGCGGUAGCCUACAUAGAAUGCUCUUCUCUCACACAGAAAAACCUUAAGGAGGUGUUUGACGCUGCCAUCUCCGUCGGGCUCCGACACUCCGACCGAAGAGCCAGACGAGAGCGGAAGGGGGAAAUAUUACUGCUUCACUGUCAGCAAACAGAAGAGGACAACACCGGUGGUGGUGAACCCAGAGAGCUGAGCAGGAGACUGAAGAUGAACAGAGCCGCAGGUGCUACACAGCCAUUCGCAGCUCAAGGAUUGGUGGACCUUCUUAUUUUACUCUUAUCGUUUGUUCUUCUGAUAUUUAUGAAUAUAUUUAGCUUUUUUAUUAAUAAUAGAAUCUAUCAUAAUCUGAAUGGACAUCACUCAAGUAUAAAUGUGGGCAUAUAAAGGUGCUUACUAAGGUACUGUAGUGUUGCAAUAAAUAAAAAACUAACUAGCAUUUUAUUGUAUGUAAUGUGUCAUAAAGACAUUAAGCAUUAACUAAAAUAAUUGUAAAAUUCACCACAUAACACAAAAGUGGACCAUAUACUUUAAGAUUUUCUUUUGUUAUUAUAGUUGUUUUAUA
Molecule: messenger RNA, 1269 nt
Organism: Sinocyclocheilus anshuiensis
Lineage: Eukaryota; Metazoa; Chordata; Actinopteri; Cypriniformes; Cyprinidae
Product: rho-related GTP-binding protein RhoU-like
Exons: 6
Coding region: 186-1091 (301 amino acids)
Biological process (GO): small GTPase-mediated signal transduction
Molecular function (GO): GTPase activity; GTP binding
Source: RefSeq, a predicted model, not a curated record